GAAGUUCAGCCCAGUAUUUGUACUGUCCGCGAGCGGCGUUCAGGCCUCGCUCCAGUCCCGCUCGUAGGAGCCGAGCCGGCAAUGGCAGGCCGCAAGGCGCUCAUCGUGCUGGCGCACCCCGAGAAAACCUCUUUCAACCACGCCAUGGCAGCAGCAGCCAGCAGCGCGCUGCGGGACAAGGGCUGGGAAGUCACCAUCUCUGACCUCUACGCCAUAGGGUUCAAUGCCGUGCUCUCACGGCGCGACAUCACCGGACCCCUCAAGAACCCCGAGUGCUUUGUCUACGAGAUGGAGACGGCGCAUGCAUGGAAGGAGGGACGCCUCAGCAGCGACAUCGUCGCCGAGCAGAAGAAGAUUGAAGCGGCUGACCUGAUCAUCUUCCAGUUCCCACUGCAGUGGUUUGGGAUGCCAGCCAUCCUCAAGGGCUGGUUUGACCGCGUUUUCACCGACGGCUUCGCCUACUCCAUGGCCACCAUGUAUGACCAGGGGCCCUUCCAGAAGAAGAAAGCCAUGCUGUCACUCACCACCGGCGGGAUGGGCUCCAUGUACAGCCCCAGCGGCAUCAACGGCGACAUGAACGUGCUGCUCUGGCCCAUGCAGCGGGGGACCCUGCACUUCUGCGGCUUCCAGGUGCUGGCGCCCCAGAUUUGCUACAGCGUGCGCUACGCGAGCCCUGAGGUGCGGGCACAGAUGCUGAGUACAUGGAAGAGCCGCCUGGCAGCCAUUGAGAAGGAGAAGCCCCUCAGCUUCGUCCCCAACAGCUGCUUCGAGAUGAGCCCGGCCGGCGGCUUCGUGCUGAAGCGCGAUGUGCUGGCAAAGCAGGAGGGGCAGCAGCACGGGCUGUCGGUGGGGCAGCACCUGGGGAAGGCCGUGCCCCUCGACGGGCAGCUCCGGGCCCAGGAGUAGCAGCCAGGCCCUGCGCCCACACUGAGGCCAAGGCCUGGCCUCACAGCACCUCACGCAAGGGCAGUCCCCAUUGCCUCAUGCUCUUCUGUUUUUCCACUUUCCCUUUCCUGACAUUUUUCUGCACAUUUUUUCUCAAAAUUGAGGCCUUUAAGGCACAAGGGCAGGGCCUGUGGUUGGGGCCUGUGUGAAUGCAACAAUAAAUCGAGGUCUAGAA
Molecule: messenger RNA, 1120 nt
Organism: Gallus gallus (chicken)
Lineage: Eukaryota; Metazoa; Chordata; Aves; Galliformes; Phasianidae
Gene: NQO1
Product: NAD(P)H quinone dehydrogenase 1
Exons: 6
Coding region: 82-906 (274 amino acids)
Cellular component (GO): cytosol
Molecular function (GO): NAD(P)H dehydrogenase (quinone) activity
Source: RefSeq, marked validated